Molecule: messenger RNA, 1650 nt
Organism: Haemonchus placei
Lineage: Eukaryota; Metazoa; Nematoda; Chromadorea; Rhabditida; Trichostrongylidae
Source: the annotation of a GenBank genome assembly
AUGUCUGAAGCUCACCUACCAGUUAGAGUUGCUUUUUUUCAUUUCAGCUUGAACUUCAAUGAUGUUGUCAAACUACAAUCGAACAAUGACAUACGCGUUAACCAUACAGGCCAUGUGCGCUACUACAUUCCAUUCUCUUCAGAGAGUCUCUGCAAACUCGAUGUGAAAUUCUUUCCGUUCGACACGCAGCAAUGCACUUUAUUAUUCGGCUCGUGGGCCCAUUCAAAUGAUUCGAUCAAGUAUUCGCUUUAUUCACCAAAGCUCUCACUGAUCGAUUUCUAUGACAAUCAAGAAUGGGAACUGGAUACGGUACGAAGCUCCGUAAAAUCAAAUGGAUUUCUAUACGAUUAUUUGGAUCCGCCAUUGUUUUGGGAAAUGAUCAUUAUCGACCUUGUAGUCGAACGACAGAGUUUUUAUUACGUAUUUAAUUUGGUGAUUCCGAGCACGAUUAUCACUCUUGUCGCUGUAAUCGGCUUUCAUACUCCGAGCACAAGCGGACGGAUGAGAGACGCCAAAUUCCGUUUGGGUAUUAUGACGUUGAUGAGUAUGUCCGUGAUUUUACUCGCCAUCGUCGAAGACAUGCCAAAAUUCAGUAUGUCGGCAAACAGAAAAGGUCGUGGAUCAUUCUCAGGAAUCCCAUUGAUAGGUUUAUACUACUUCAUUCUACUGGCCAUUAUCGGUCUUUCAACAGUCACCACAUCGAUGUUCGUAUUUUUGGAGCGUGAUGUCCGUGUGAAGCACGAUAUUCCUUGGUAUCUUGAGUGGUUGUCGUUUGACGUCCAACGAAGACGAAUGGGAAGGUUCGUGAAUUCCUUUGUUGCCUUCAAAACGCAUUCCGCGAUACAUCCACCCAUCCAUCCAUUGGUAGCUUGCUCUCAAUGGAUUCCCAAGAGCCGGUCUAGCAGUGCUAGCCAUGUGAGCAUGCUUCUCAAUGCGCGGCAGACUUGCACGUCGUCGCGUUCGCCGGUCGCGCGACAAAGUAUGGAAGCACCUUAUGAUGAUAUAAGAAUCGCUUCGAAAGUUGCUUGUAUCUUCCCAACCCAGCUAAAUAAGUGCUGUCUGCAGGAGCAUCUGCUGUCGAAUGGUCACGUGCGUACCGGUCUUCAAGGUAAAGCUAGAGGCGUAGCUGUCUCGUUGCUCAGCCUCAUUCCACGUGCUACUGCGAAUAACACUUAUCAGCUAGACAUUCCGCCACCACCGAAUUCACAGGUUUUGAUGACUUUUUGCAAAAACACAAAUAAUGAACCACUUACUCAGGAGACAACUCCACCGCGACAGAAUCUACGACGACGGCUAAGCGUUACACAGUACGAUAAUAUGGUACUAUACCAGUACUUCGAACAAGUUCUCGAAGACAUUAUUUCCUGUGCUGCAAGGAUCGAAAAGAACGUCGGAGGAAUAAGGCAAGAAGUGGCUAAACUCAAACCGCUCGAUGAUUUGAACAGCAAAUGGCAAACGGUAAUUCGACGACUAGAGAUUAUUUCUCUGAUUUUCUACGUGUCCGUACUCUUUAUAACGAUGUAUCUGUUCUUCUACCAUGAAUGGUACUGUGCGGUAGGCCACAAUCCAUGUGGUCAGAUGAAUUUGAAAUGUCCAUGGAUGGCUGUCACACCGGACGACCCACAAUGCGAACACAAUUCUUACAAUUAG